AGAAAGAAAGAAAGAGAGAGAGAGAGAGAGAGAGAAAGAGAGAGAGAGAGAAAAAAGAAAGAAAAAAAAAAGAAAAAAAAGAGAAAAAGAAUGGAAAAAUUCUUCUCUAUUUGCGAAGGACACUUCGUCGUGAUCAGUAUUCACACAGUGCACCACGAGUAUAGAGGAAGAUACGAAGAAGAAUAAAUAAAAGAAAGGAAGAAAAAAGAAGAAUAUACACAAAUUAGGAGAAGAAGAAGAAGAAGAAGAAGAAGAAGAAGAAGAAGAAGAUAAAGAAAAAAGAAAAGAAAAGAAGUGUAAAAUAUCAUAGACAAUAAUGUUAACAGAAAAUUCGAUAAGUAGUCCAAUAGAAUUUGGUUUACGUUUGAUCGGUCUUUGGCCAAAUUAUACUUACGCGAUAUUUCAUAGAAUUCUUUGGACUAUGACUAUGAUAUUUGUUCUUUUUUCCGAAUACGUAUACGUGGUGAUGCAUAUUAAAACUGACGAGCUGCCUGAUCUCAUGGAUUCAUUGACUAUCACGUUGUCCAAUAGUCUACUAUUUAUUAAACUUAUAAUACUUUGGUUCAAUGAUCGAAUUUUCGAGGAUAUUUUAAUAAUGAUAAUAGAAGAUUACGAGAACAACGACGAAAGAAAUAAUCGUGAAAGAAUGAAGAAGAAAGUUAUUCUCUCUCAACGUUUCGCAAGUUGUACAAUUAUAUUAUAUUCGACAACGGUUAUAUUAUUUUCGAUAUCCGUCAUUUUUGCAUCUGAAAGAGUACCAGUACUUAAGAUGGAAUUACCAUUCGACUCAAUGAAAUCACCGAUUUACGAGAUAGUAUCAAUAUUACAAUUUAUACAAGAAUUAAUAUUUGCCUCGACUUCCGGCCUAUUGAACGGUCUGAUCGUGACCUUGAUGCUUCAUCUUGGUGGACAAGCAGAAAUCAUGUGUCAAAGACUCGGCGAUAUCUCAUUGGAAAUAAUCAAUGGAAAAUCUUGCAAGGAUAAUUUGAGAUCGUUGAUCUAUGCACAUCAAAGGAUUAUUAAUUUUUCAACUUGCGUCGAAAGUGUAUUCAAUUAUAUCGCUUUGAUACAAUUCCUAUCGAAUACUUUGGCCAUUUGUUUUUCUGGAUUUGUGAUAAUAACGUCAUUCGACUCCGAUCAAGGCUCAGUAAUAUUGGCAAAGACUUUACCAUACUACACUGUGGUCAAUUUGGAAGCGUUCAUUCUUUGUUUCGCUGGCGAAUAUCUCACCUCGAAGGGAAAAGCUAUCGGUGAAGCCGCAUACACGUGCACUUGGUACGAACUAAGGCCGAAUGAAAGCCGAUAUUUCUUGCUUUUGAUACUGAGAUCUCAGAAAAGAUUGACGAUCACUAUCGGAAAAUUCAUGGAUUUAUCUUUGGAAUGUUUCGCCAGUAUACUACAUACAGGCGGGCAAAUUGAAAUAAUGUGUCAGACAAUCGAGGAAUUAAUAAAUAGGAUCGACAACGAACAUGGCACUUAUUUGAAUGUAUUGAAAAAAUUGAUCGUGAAACACGACAGAAUUAUAUUGUUUUCCGUUUAUAUCGAAGAAUUGUUUACUUAUAUUGCUCUGUUGCAAUUUUUUUCUAAUACCAUGGCCAUUUGUUUCUCGGGAUUUGUUAUUAUGACGUCGAUUGGCACCGAAGAAGGUAAUGCAAUAUUAGCAAAAACAGUUCCAUAUUGUAUUGUGGUGAACGUCGAAGCUUUUAUACUUUGUUUCGCUGGGGAAUAUCUAAGUUCGAAAAGCGUGAUAUUGGGUAAAAAGGCAUACGAUAUCAAUUGGUACGAAUUGAAAUCGAACGAAAGCAGAUAUAUAUUACUAUUAAUACUUCGGGCACAAAGAAAAUUGACGAUAACCGUAGGGAAAUUUUUCGAUCUAUCAUUGGAAAGUUUUGCAAGUAUAUUGAAAGCUUCUGCGUCAUAUGGAUCGGUACUUCACGCAAUAUAUACAUUAUAUUUUAUUGGAUUAUGGCCGGAUUAUACUUAUGCAAUUUUACAUCGUAUACUUUGGGUUUUUGCAUUGGGUUCAAUUUUAAUAUUUCAAUAUCGAUAUAUCAUUAUGCACGUACUUGUCGAUGACCUGGCCGAGCUUAUGGAUUGUCUCAGUAUUACCAUAUCUAAUAGCCUAUUGCUGAUCAAACUUUUUAUACUUUGGAAUCAUCAGGGUGCCAUAAUGUUUAUAUUUCCUGUUAUAUUAUCGAACGAUAGGAUACUCGUACUUAAAAUGGAAUUACCAUUCGAUCCAUUUCUUUCGCCGAUUUAUGAGAUCGUUUGUAUAAUACAAUUGAUAGAGGAAAUUGCGUUUGCCGUUACGUCUGGUAUGCUCAAUUCCGUCAUCGUGACUAUGAUAGAUGUAAUGUGUCAAGAGAUAGAGGACAUGUUCGAUCAAUUUCAACAGGACGAAACGUCACCCUUGUUACAAUUUCUUUCUAAUACCAUGGCCAUAUGUUUCUCGGGAUUUGUUAUAAUGAUCGUGGAUAUUUCUGUUUGUUAUUUAUUGACAUUGACGAAUGUUAAUUUAAUAAUCCUUAAAAAGUCUAUGAACACUAACGAGGCCAAUGGUGUAUUAGGAAAAACUGUUUCAUAUUAUAUGAUGAUUAACAUCGAAGCUUUUAUUCUGUGUUAUAUCGGUGAAUAUCUCAGUUCAAAGAGUCUAACUAUCGGAGUAGCAGCAUACAAUUUUCAAUGGUACGAAUUAAAUCCUAAAGAGAGUAGAUACAUCUUGUUGUUGAUAUUACGGGGACAAAAAAAAUUGACCAUCACUAUUGGCAAAUUUUUGGAUUUGUCUUUGGAAAGUUUUGCCAGUAUCUUGAAGGCUUCGGCGUCUUAUGCAUCGGUAUUACACGCGAUAUAUUAAACACCAAAAAGAAUAUCAAUUUAGUUUAAUAAAG
Molecule: messenger RNA, 2888 nt
Organism: Vespa mandarinia (Asian giant hornet)
Lineage: Eukaryota; Metazoa; Arthropoda; Insecta; Hymenoptera; Vespidae
Biological process (GO): sensory perception of smell; detection of chemical stimulus involved in sensory perception of smell
Cellular component (GO): plasma membrane
Molecular function (GO): olfactory receptor activity; odorant binding
Source: RefSeq, a predicted model, not a curated record